Molecule: messenger RNA, 465 nt
Organism: Notothenia coriiceps (black rockcod)
Lineage: Eukaryota; Metazoa; Chordata; Actinopteri; Perciformes; Nototheniidae
Product: glutamate receptor 2-like
Exons: 5
Coding region: 67-465 (132 amino acids)
Source: RefSeq, a predicted model, not a curated record
GACCUAGAGAUCCGUAAGGAACGACGCAUAAUCCUGGACUGUGAACAAGACAAAGUCAAAGACAUCAUGGAACAGGUGAUCACUAUAGGCAGGCAUGUGAAGGGGUACCACUAUAUCAUCGCUAACCUGGGUUUUGUAGAUGGCGACCUAUCUAAAAUCCAGUAUGGAGGUGCGAAUGUGUCUGGGUUUCAGAUAGUAGACUUUGAUGAUCCUGUGGUGGCAAAGUUUGACCAGCGAUGGGAGGCCCUGGAAGAGAAGGAGUAUCCAGGAGCUGAUUCACGAAUCAGAUACACCUCAGCCCUCACCUAUGAUGCUGUCCAUGUGAUGACGGAGGCAUUCCGCUUUCUUCACAAGCAGAGAAUAGACAUGAGUCGUCGUGGCAACAGUGGGGACUGUUUGGCCAACCCAGCAGUUCCCUGGGCACAAGGGGUGGAGAUUGAACGUGCCCUCAAACAGCAAUCUUAA